Messenger RNA from Drosophila obscura, 1776 nucleotides. RefSeq names its product vanin-like protein 1. Gene Ontology annotation, molecular function: hydrolase activity, acting on carbon-nitrogen (but not peptide) bonds, in linear amides. The record is from RefSeq and is a predicted model, not a curated record. NCBI's taxonomy places the organism in Eukaryota, Metazoa, Arthropoda, Insecta, Diptera, Drosophilidae.
CUCAUCAGUGUGGCAACAUGGCAACGAACUCUGGGUGGAGGCUACUCUGGCUGUGCUUGACCCUUGGCCUGCUCCCUGGCCUGAGUCAUCAGGCGUCGAUCGCCGAGAAUGACUACUAUACGGCCGGAGUGGUGGAGUUCCGGCACACAGUGCUCAGCACCUCCGCCUGGUCGGACAAUCUGGCCGGCUAUCUAGAGAUCGUACAGUCGGCGAAUGCCAGCGAGACGGACAUCAUUGUGUUUCCGGAGCUGACGCUGAACAGCUUGGGUCCGCAGACAUUUGUGCCGGAGCCCAAGGACCAGAUCGCCCCCUGCCUGGCCGAUCCCAGUGCCACGCACUACGCCGAGUUCCUGGUGGCCCUCUCCUGUGCCGCUCGCAACGCCAGCAAGUACCUGGUGAUCAAUGUGUCGGAGCAGAAGCUGUGCACGGACACGCCCGAGGAUCCACGGCCCUGUGCCGCCAAUGGCCUCAAUAUCCACAAUACCAAUGUGGUCUUCGAUCGCCAGGGGGUGGUCAUCUCCCGCUACCGGAAGGUGCAUCUCUAUGGCGAGAACAGGAACAGCACCUACCAGCCGGAGCUGGAGACCUUCGAGACGGACUUUGGCGUCACCUUCGGCCAUUUUAUCUGCUUCGAUAUCUUGUUCUAUACCCCGGCCCAUCAGCUCAUCCUGGAGCAGGGCAUCACGGACUUUGUCUACCCGUCCAUGUGGUUCUCCCAGCUGCCAUUCCUCACAGGGGUGCAAACACAGCUGGCUUGGGCCUAUGCAAACGAUGUGAAUAUGCUGGCCGCCGGCGCCAGUCGUCCUCUGGUGGGCAGCAGUGGCUCUGGCAUCUACCAUGGACGCGAGGGAGCCCUCACCAGCGUGAUGGUGCAGGGCACCGGCGAGCGUAGCCUCCAUGUGGCACAGGUGCCCAAGUAUCCGGCGCGACGAGCCACACGUCGGCGGCGGCAGAGGCGAGAUCUGAGCGGCGCCAGAGAGGCGAUCAGCAGCUCGAGCUUCACCAUGAAACGGGACUACCUGGAGAACUACCAGAGCGAGCUGCUCUCGAUCGUGGCAAACCAGUCCGGCAGUCUCACGCGGGACAUCUGCCAUGAGAAGUUCUGCUGUCACUUUGACAUGGAGUGGCGCCCAGUGGAGGGCGGCGGUGGGGGAACAGCGAACUACCGGCUGGGGGCCUACGAUGGCUGGCGCAACGAGGCGUCGGUGGACGCCAAUUACAUACGCAACUGUGGCCUCUUCGCGUGCUCGGGCCCCACCAUCGAAGAGUGCGGCGGUCUGCUGCCCGCGGAGCAGCAAGGGCCGGUCUCGGCCUUCACCCGUCUGGAGAUCGGGGCCACCUAUCCGGAGUCGAGCGAGUUCCUCCUGAUGCCGAGCACCGUGCUGGAUAGCCUCCUGCCCCUCCAGCCAUCGCAGUUCGAGUGGUCGCAGCAGAAGCCAUCAGAGAACAGCUAUCAGCACGAGGUUCGCUUUGCCCUGCGCGACUCGGCCGAGGCCGGCAAACUCCUGACCUUUGCCAUCUACGGCAAUUACUACGAUGAGACGUGUACCUUUGGCGUCGGCUCCGAGGAGCAGCAAGUGGCCUGCGGCUAUAAGAAUGGAUCGACUCGGCUCGUGCUCUUUGCCGCUGGUCUGCUCCUGCCACUGCUACUCCUCCUGCGGGGCUGAUCAACCGCUAGGAUAUUCUUUAAUUCUAUAAUUUUUUUGGUUUUUUUUUAAGAGGAAUCGAACGGGGUGUGCUCAUAUAUAUUUACCAUAAACUGCAAUUUAAAAUUUA